AUGAAAUUUCUCAUCAUUGCUCUGGCUUUAGCGGCCGUCCACGCCGUGCCAGAAUCAGCCAUGGAAAACGUAACUCCAUUCGAUUCUGUCGAUAUGGACAACAAUGGAUCUAUUGACUACAAUGAAUUCGAAAAAUGGCAGAAAUCAAAACUCGGCGAGACCAGCACUUUUUCGCGAUAUGAUGUGUCGCAUGACCAAACAUUGGAUGUGUCCGAGUUUGUGCCGUUGGCGUAUGAAAUUAGCCGUAAACCCGUUGAUACAGCGGAAGAAAUUUUCAAGCGCAUGGACUUGAACCACGAUCGCGUCGUUGACUCAAAUGAAGCCAGUGUUGCUCGCAAGGAGUACGAUGCAAGCAUUAUUGAUGGAGUGCUUGCCGUUGCUGAUGUGAAUGGAGACGGUCAACUCACAUACGAAGAGUUCACAGCCCAGCUCAACUACAACAAGCCAAAGAGCAGAAAGGAAGCCGAUAAGGAGAUGGCUUACCAGAUUCUGAGCUAUAUCGAUGCGAACCGCGACGGAAAACUGUCACAAGAUGAGAUUUUCAGCUUCGCAAAUCUGUCAAAAGAAGAAAUUGCAAAAGUAAUCGACACGCUUGACGCUAAUCACGAUGGCUUCCUUACCGUGGGCGAAAUUGAACGAAUUCCGGGAAAGAUGUCUCAGCUAGCCAGCAUUCAGCCUCCACCAACUGUUUAA
This is a messenger RNA of Strongylus vulgaris, 693 nucleotides long. NCBI's taxonomy places the organism in Eukaryota, Metazoa, Nematoda, Chromadorea, Rhabditida, Strongylidae. The record is from the annotation of a GenBank genome assembly.